GGAAGCUGAAGAGGCCCUGGGAGCCAGAGACGGGAGCCAUGCCCCACAGCUCCGACAGCAGCGACUCCAGCAGCUUCAGCCAGUCUCCCCCUCCCAGCAAGCAGGACUCUUCUGAUGACAUGAGGAAAGUCCAAAGGAGGGAGAAGAAUCGCAUUGCUGCCCAGAAGAGCCGCCUGAGGCAGACCCAGAAAGCAGACACACUGCACUUGGAGAGUGAAGACUUGGAGAGGCAGAAUGCUGCCCUGCGCCGGGAGAUCAAGCAGCUGACGGAGGAGAUGAAGCACUUUGCCUCGAUGCUGAGCUCCCACGAGCCGCUCUGCUCCAUCCUGACAUCCCCUCCACCGCCUCCUGAAGUGCUUUAUGCCACACACUCCUUCCACCAGCCCCACAUCAGCUCCCCACGCUUCCAGCACUGAAUCAGCCCGCCGGACAGCUGCCUGCCGGCUCCACCAAUGGCAAGAAGCAACUUCGUGGGGCUCACUUCUCCACCCAAGGGAGACCGAGGGACGGACGGACAGACACCCCUUCUCAAAGUGUAUACCCUGAGUGACUUGCCGAAGACAUGUCCCCUGUGCAGAAAUGACAGAGCCACCAGGAGGCAUCUUUGAGCAGUUUCCAGCUUGGAUCCUGGGAGGAGAAGGCAUUCGCAAAAGGGCGCCAACCCCUUCUCCAGUGCUUGCUUGGGGACGCUCGCGGGAGCGUGUGGCACCGGCAGCCGCAGUGCGAGCAGCUGGCGCAACAGACGGAGCUCCAGGGAGACGAACGGGAGCAGGGGUGAAGGGGAAGGCUGGGGGCCACGGAGUACCAGAGCAAAAUCGGUUUAUUUUUGUAAAAUAAAGAUUGAAAAUGCUUAA
Molecule: messenger RNA, 854 nt
Organism: Apus apus (common swift)
Lineage: Eukaryota; Metazoa; Chordata; Aves; Apodiformes; Apodidae
Gene: BATF
Product: basic leucine zipper ATF-like transcription factor
Exons: 3
Coding region: 39-416 (125 amino acids)
Biological process (GO): regulation of transcription by RNA polymerase II
Cellular component (GO): nucleus
Molecular function (GO): DNA-binding transcription factor activity, RNA polymerase II-specific; RNA polymerase II cis-regulatory region sequence-specific DNA binding
Source: RefSeq, a predicted model, not a curated record